This is a messenger RNA of Equus caballus (horse), 1356 nucleotides long. Lineage: Eukaryota; Metazoa; Chordata; Mammalia; Perissodactyla; Equidae. The record is from RefSeq and is a predicted model, not a curated record.
AUGUUGGUGGGCCAACUUGGAGACUCCCGGGGUGCUAACCCUCUCCACACUGCUGCGAGGCCGGAGGAGGAGGAGCUACCACAGCCGCCGCCGCCGCCGCCCGCGCCCCGGCCCGCCCCGCCAGCUCAGCGCCCGCGCCGCAGGCCCCGGGGCCCAGCCCGCCGCCGGGCCGCCCGCGUCCCCUGCACUCCGGACCAACAUCGCGCCGAGCAGGCGCCGCCGGGCAGCCCCGCCGCCGGGGUCCUCGCCGAGGAAAGCCCGUCGCCAUGGAGACGGGACGCGCGCCGGCAGCCGUUAGGUCGCCGGGGCGCAGUCGAGGACUGUUUUGGGGAGCCAGGCCGCGACUUCCGGCACCCAACAGCACUAACGGCGAGCCCUUCACGGGCGCGCGAUGCCUCGGCUCGGCCGCCACGGUCGCCACCUCAGCCCUCGCGGGCCGCGCGCCGGGCCACAAACAGCCCCGAAAGCGCAGGUCGCCUAGCGAACGCGCGGGGCGGGGCCGCGGGCCGUCCGGGUAUGUCACAGACAUCCGCUUCCGGGGCCGCGGCCAUCGCGCUCCUCGGCUCGGCAGGCGCGCGAGGCUGUGCACAGGACCAGACUCCAGCCCUUACCGUCCUCGAGUCGCGGCCACCCUCGCUCCGCCGCCCGCCGCCUGCAGUCUGUCGCCCGCCUCCUCAGCCAGUCAUGCUGGAGCACCUGAGCUCGCUGCCCACGCAGAUGGAUUACAAGGGCCAGAAACUAGCUGAACAGAUGUUUCAAGGAAUUAUUCUUUUUUCUGCAAUAGUUGGAUUUAUCUAUGGGUACGUGGCUGAACAGUUCGGGUGGACUGUCUAUAUAGUUAUGGCCGGAUUUGCUUUUUCGUGUUUGCUGACACUUCCUCCAUGGCCCAUUUAUCGCCGGCACCCCCUCAAGUGGUUACCUGUUCAAGACUCAGGCACAGAAGACAAGAAACCAGGGGAAAGAAAAAUUAAGAGGCAUGCUAAAAAUAAUUGAUUGGGCUUUCAUGAUUUGGCUUUACUAUUGCACCUGCUUUUGUUUCAUAUGAGAUGAGCUAAAUUUCAAACCCAAAACAUGGGCUAAAACCCAUCUAUGCUCUUACAGCACAGCUGUCUUAAGAUUUUGUUCUCUUUAUAUUUCACUUCUAACUCAGUUGGGUUUUGAUUUAUAAAUGUUUUAGACCUUCUCUUCAUAAUCUUCCUCUGAAAUGGAGAACAGAAAACACAAGUAUGCAAAGUUUCUUUCAGGUCUACAACAAUAAUGAAUAAAUGAUAGUACAAUCUAACUAUCAAAGUUUUAUAAUUCAUUAUUAGUAGUUAAGCUGUUUUAAUGUUUUCAAUUAAAACUCACAGUGCAAGU